This is a messenger RNA of Nematostella vectensis (starlet sea anemone), 1728 nucleotides long. RefSeq names its product cytosolic acyl coenzyme A thioester hydrolase. The transcript is spliced from 4 exons. Gene Ontology annotation, biological process: palmitic acid biosynthetic process; acyl-CoA metabolic process. The record is from RefSeq and is a predicted model, not a curated record. Lineage: Eukaryota; Metazoa; Cnidaria; Anthozoa; Actiniaria; Edwardsiidae. The coding region runs from base 1 to 1173 and encodes 390 amino acids. Gene Ontology annotation, cellular component: extracellular exosome; nucleoplasm; cytosol. Gene Ontology annotation, molecular function: long-chain fatty acyl-CoA binding.
AUGGCUCUGUCUUUAGCCAUUCGCCGAUUUGCUAUUCCACGCGUUAUUUCUGCCACAUCAUCACUGACAAGCCGAGCUUUCUCAUCAGACAAGCCGCCGUUCUCCAUCAUGGCAAAUCAACCGAACAAUGGCGUCGAUACCAUCUCUAAAGGCUCAAUCGAGGUAUGUCGGAUUAUGGUUCCCGACGAUGCAAAUAUCGCCGGUAAUGUGCACGGGGGAACGACUCUCAAAUUACUCGAAGAAGCGGGUUAUAUAAUCGCGACCCGGCAUUUGAACAAGAACCGUUCGCCAGAUGCUCCCAAAAAUGAUUUUAUAGCAUCUUUGGCGAGAGUCGAAAGGACGGAUUUCCUUCAGCCUCUGUUCAUCGGUGAGGUUGCCCAAGUUCAUGCUGAUCUGAGUUAUGCCUCUAAGCACUCACUGGAAGUUAAAGUGUCUGUCUGGGCAGAGAACCUGGUAACUGGCCAGAGGAGACUUGCCAACCGAGCAGCCUUGUGGUAUGUACCCGUCAAAUACUCAGGGAGGUCUGCCGAUGAGCCGAGAGUCAUCGGAGAGGUACCCCCUCUGAACUAUGCCAGCGAAGCUGAGGAAGAACUUGGAAAAGCUAGGUAUGAGGCUCAAAAGAAAGAUCGGUUGCAGCGGCAAGAGCAUCUUACAAACGUCCCUUGUAACUGUGGUACAACAAUGCCGUCCAUGCACGAUCAGUCGCAGCAUACUGUCAGCGCAUCCCAGUCCUCACUUAUUCACUCCGUCCAGCCGUCAGAUUGUGGAUUCUAUGGCUACUUGUAUGGUGGUGUUGCCAUGAAGAUGAUGGACGAGGUUGCAGGCAUCACUGCUUUUCGUCAUUGCAAAACUAAUGUUGUCACUGCAUCUAUUGAUGCAAUAGAUUUUCAUAAAUUUGUCAAAGUGGGACACAUCAUCAACAUGAAUGGAUUUGUUACAUUUACUAGUUCACGGUCUAUGGAGAUUGAAGUUAUAUUGGAUGCACAAGAUUUAAUGACAGGGACCUGCUUCCGCGCCUGCACUGCAUUCUUCACAUACGUGUCCCUGGAUGCCAACCACAAGCCACAGCCGGUACCACAAAUUAUCUUGACCACAGAAGAAGAAAAGCAGAAAUACGAAGAGGGCAAAAAGAGAUAUGAGGAAAGAAAGAAGCGCAGACUGAGUGCUCACUAGGGUAGAGAGACUUAUGUACAUUUGCUGUAUUUGCUAGUAGGGUCAUCUGGCCCCUUGGGUCCACUCUAACCACACCCCUACUGGCAAAAGACAUGCAUGUAACAACGACUUGACCUUUUUAUUCCUUUUGUCCUAUUUAUAUACCAAACAAGUGGUGCUUUACCAUUGAUUUUUUUACUAAGGUAAGGUUGAAGAUCAGCCAUCAUCAGGAUUUUAGGCUCCCAAAAAAUCAUGAAAAGCACCCAUUUGCAUGGGCUAAUUGAAAUAAGUAACCAAGUAUCAAACAGCACAGGCCCUUUAGCCAUCAGGAGGUUCACAAGAAUUAUUCCACGUGACACAAAGGUUCACUCAAAUAGAAAAACAUUGAGAGCAAAGCCUGUUGUGAAUCAGCUACACUUAUUGCGGUUGGUAAUUUAGGGUUAUUAUUGCAAGAAUUAUUGAAUUUUAACUUUAAAUUAUCAGCAAAGAAGAGGCAGAGAUAGGUUAAAGACAUUAGAGACUUGUGAUGAUACAUAAUACUAUUUGAUAAAUGAGAUAUAAAUACAUUUAACCCAC